This is a messenger RNA of Paramecium sonneborni, 1645 nucleotides long. The record is from the annotation of a GenBank genome assembly. Lineage: Eukaryota; Ciliophora; Oligohymenophorea; Peniculida; Parameciidae.
GAAAAAAGGUAGAAAAUGUCCUUAAAAGACUUUUAGAUUUUAUAAGAACUAGGUAUAAUAUAUAAUUAAGUUAGGUGAGGGAGCGUACUCGAAAGUAUAUAAAGUAAGGAGAAUAGCAGAUGGAUUAGAAUAUGCUUUAAAGAAAGUGAAACUACAAUCAUUAUCAGACAAAGAAAAAUAAAACGCUUUGAAUGAAGUUAGAAUAUUAGCAAGUGUGAGACAUGCAAAUGUGAUUUAAUAUAAGGAGGCCUUUUUGGAAGAGGUAUCUUAGAGUUUAUGGUAAAAUGUAUAUUUCUAAAUAGUAUUGUGAUGGAGUAUGCAGAUGAUGGAGAUUUAUUUCAAAAGAUAGUUGAAUGUUAGAAAAAAGGAAUGUUAAUGGCUGAGAAGGAUAUUUGGAACCACUUUACAUAAGUAAUUCAUUUAUCUAUUUUAAGAUAGUCAAGGGAUUGAAGGCAUUACACGAUAUGAAGAUAUAUCAUAGAGAUUUAAAAUCAGCAAAUGUUUUUAUGAAUGUAGAUGGAACUGUUAAGUUAGGAGAUAUGAAUGUAUCUAAAGUGGCUAAAAAAAUACUAUUAUACACUUAAACUGGCACACCAUAUUAUGCAUCUCCAGAAGUAUGGAAGGAUUAACCUUAUGAUUCUAAAUCUGAUAUUUGGUCAUUAGGUUGUGUUCUUUAUGAAAUGACUACAUUGAAACCUCCAUUCAGAGCAGAAGACAUGAAUGGACUUUAUAAGAAAGUUGUGAGAGGCUACUAUCCAAAAAUACCAACAAUUUAUAGUUAAGAUCUAAGCAAUGUUAUUAGAGCUUUACUUUAAGUCUAACCUCAUUUAAGACCAUCUUGUGAUAAAAUCUUAUAAUUAUCUGCUGUUGUUAAUAGAAUGGAUGAUAAGGUUUUAAUUGAAGAAGAAGGUGCUAAAUUCUUAUUGUAAACUAUCAGAGUACCUAGAGUUAUGCAUUAUUUAACUGAUAGAUUACCUAAACCUAAUUAUGCACCAAUUAAAAUGAUGAGAAUAGAUAAAAAUUAAUUUAUACAAACUUUAGCUGUUUAAAAAUCAAAUUAAGAAAAUGUUGAAGAUCCUUUAACUAAUUCAAAUAUAGAACAUUUACCAAGAAUCGGUCGUAGAUUAGAUGAUUCAUAAAUCUAAUCUUAUGAUGCUUCCUCUGUUAUUAGUAAAAAAUAAAAUAAAAAUGAUGAAUCAUAUAUGUAACCUAAACAAUCUCUUGAAAUUUCAUCUUAAGGUACUAAAAAUACUGAAAAAUUAAAUCUAAUUCAUUAAAUUUAUGCUGGAAAUCCUGUUAAAGCUGUCAAAAAAAAUAAAAAACCUAUUAAACCAGAAAUAUAAAUAUUACAACAAAAAUUAGUAUAAAAGAAACUAGAUAUUGAAGGAGAACCUAAACCUUUACUUAUUAAAAAGUAUGUUAACUUUUAUCAUUUUAAAGUGUCAAACAUCAAUUAGAUGAAAAAUCUCCGUCUCCUUUUUUACCUGCUCUUCCUGCCAUUUCUAAAGAAAAAAAAAUCAUGAAAGAUAGCAAUGAAGAUGAAUAACUUAAAAGAAUUAAAUAAACUGAAGAAUAGAUAUAAUUGCUUAAAGAAAAAUAAUUAAAAUAAAAAAGAAAAUAUUAACUUAGAAAUUCAGAGAAAUGA